Meriones unguiculatus (Mongolian gerbil) is the source of this 4731-nucleotide messenger RNA. It is a transcript of the gene Mbtps2, whose product is annotated as membrane bound transcription factor peptidase, site 2. Bases 184 to 1725 code for a protein of 513 amino acids. NCBI's taxonomy places the organism in Eukaryota, Metazoa, Chordata, Mammalia, Rodentia, Muridae. The record is from RefSeq and is a predicted model, not a curated record. Gene Ontology annotation, cellular component: membrane; cytoplasm. Gene Ontology annotation, biological process: regulation of response to endoplasmic reticulum stress; membrane protein intracellular domain proteolysis. Gene Ontology annotation, molecular function: metalloendopeptidase activity; protein binding. The transcript is spliced from 11 exons.
ACGCGCAAAACCGUCUGAGUGUCCUCUUCAAAAGGGUCCGGAGGGAAACGUCGCCACCGUGGCAAAGGACCGGGCAACAACUUGAUUUCCCGUGCGGAUGCUGGGGCCAUAAGGCGCCUGGCGGUCGGCUGGUUGUGGAUCGCAGGAGGAAGACACUGGGGCCGCCUUCCAUCCGCUGCUACCAUGAUUCCGGUGUCGCUGGUAGUGGUGGUGGUGGGUGGCUGGACUGCCAUCUACCUGGCCGACUUGGUGUUGAAGUCAUCUGUGUAUUUUAAACAUUCUUAUGAAGACUGGCUGGAAAACAAUGGAUUGAGCAUCUCUCCUUUUCAUAUAAGAUGGCAAACUUCAGUUUUUAAUCGUGCCUUUUACAGUUGGGGACGGCGGAAAGCAAGGAUGCUUUACCAAUGGUUCAAUUUCGGAAUGGUGUUUGGCGUGAUUGCCAUGUUCAGCUCUUUCUUUCUCCUUGGAAAAACACUGAUGCAGACUUUGGCACAAAUGAUGGCUGACUCUCCCUCUUCUUAUUCCUCCUCUUCUGCCUCUUCCUCUUCCUCUUCUUCCUCUUCCUCUUCCUCUCUUCACAAUGAGCAGGUGUUGCAAGUUGUGGUCCCUGGUAUAAAUUUGCCUGUCAAUCAGCUGACUUACUUCUUCGCUGCGGUCCUCAUUAGUGGUGUUGUACAUGAGAUUGGACACGGUAUAGCGGCUAUUAGGGAACAAGUUCGAUUUAACGGCUUUGGAAUUUUUCUCUUCAUUAUUUAUCCUGGAGCAUUUGUUGAUCUCUUCACCACCCAUUUGCAACUUAUAUCACCAGUCCAGCAGCUAAGGAUAUUUUGUGCAGGUAUAUGGCAUAAUUUUGUCCUUGCUGUCCUUGGUGUUUUAGCUCUUGUUCUCCUCCCAGUAAUCCUCUUGCCGUUUUACUACACGGGAGUUGGGGUACUUAUCACUGAAGUCGCAGAGGACUCACCUGCCAUUGGACCCAGAGGACUUUUUGUGGGAGACCUUGUCACUCAUCUACAGGAUUGCCCUGUUACUAAUGUGCAAGAUUGGAAUGAAUGUUUAGACACCAUUGCAUAUGAACCCCAAAUCGGCUACUGUAUAAGUGCAUCAGCGUUACAACAAUUAACCUUCCCAGUUAGAGCAUACAAACGACUAGAUGGUUCUACUGAAUGCUGUAACAAUCAUAGCCUCACAGAUGUGUGCUUUUCCUACAGAAAUAAUUUUAAUAAGCGUUUGCAUACAUGUCUACCUGCUCGGAAAGCAGUUGAAGCUACUCAAGUUUGUAGAAGCAAUAAAGAUUGCAGAAGCAGCUCAAGUUCAAGCUUCUGUAUAGUACCAUCUUUGGAAACUCACACUCGAUUAAUAAAGGUGAAACAUCCACCACAAAUUGAUAUGCUGUAUGUAGGGCACCCACUGCAUCUUCACUACACAGUGAGCAUCACAAGUUUUAUCCCACGUUUCAACUUUCUAAGCAUAGAUCUGCCAGUGAUUGUGGAGACAUUUGUCAAAUACCUGAUCUCUCUUUCUGGAGCUCUGGCUAUUGUUAAUGCAGUGCCCUGCUUUGCCUUGGAUGGUCAAUGGAUUUUAAACUCUUUCCUGGAUGCUACCCUUACCUCAGUGAUUGGAGACAAUGAUGUCAAAGAUCUGAUAGGAUUUUUCAUCUUGCUUGGUGGCAGUUUACUUUUGGCUGCCAAUGUGACACUGGGACUCUGGAUGGUUACAGCACGGUAAUAUUUACUCUCCUCCGACCGAAUAUUUGGAGUACAGCUAUGUGGUAAUAUCUGUUGCCACUGAAAUUCUUACUAGGUGUGAAAUGUAAAGUGUUUCCUUAAACCAUCUUGGCCAACAUCUUUGAGCUCCUACUAUAUCUAGAAAAUGCAAACUCUGUAGUAGAGAAGGGGUGGAAAAAAUGAAAAGCAUAAUUCCUGACUACAUCAUAGUUUUAAAGAUUGAAUGUGCAAACUUUGAAUGUUUGUGGGACAAUUUGUAAAAGAAGUGAAAAUUCAUUCAUGUAAUUCCAAUUUGUGUGACUAUAUAGCAUUUGGGGAUAGUAAAAGGAACAGCAGAAUGUGGUGGGAAAAUUGUGCGUGUGUGUGUGUGUGUGUGUGUGUGUGUGUGUGUGUGUGUGUAUGUCUGUCUAUACUACUAGUGUUUGAAACCACGGCCUUACUAAUGCUACUUCUGCUAAGAGAGCUUUUGACCACUCAGCAAUAUCCUGUCCCAGGUCAAAUUUACUGAAAAGUGCCAUUAGGAUGAUGUGGUGAUACACACCUAUAAUCCCAACAUAAAAGUAUCAUGAAUUCAAGGCCAUCCAUCUUUAGCUACGUGGUGGAUUCCAGGCCAGAACUGGCUACAUAGCAAGACCCUGUUUCAAAUACAAACACACACACACACACACACACACACACACACACACACCAUUAAGGAUUUGAGGGAGACUAGACUUUGGUUAAAUGGAAAAUUGAGCAAGUGAUCUUGGUUUUAUAACUCUGUCUUUAUCUUGGUGGAAAAGAUAUUUUACAAUUUAAUGGUGUAUUAAUCUAUACUCUGAAUACCAAAGUCUAAAAACAAUUAAACCGGUCAAAUUCUAUGAAGUAUCUGUUAACAUGAAAGCAAAUCUGUGCAAGUGACACCAAAUCAAUGGGCAACGUUGAAAGUAGAGAAGGCCUGUGAUGUGAUGAAGACCAUUUGGUCACGAAAGUAUUACCGUUUUCACAGUGUAUCUCCACACUCUCACAACAUACUAGCCUUGUUCUAUAGAGUAUGCUGCAGGAGGCAUCUGCCACAGCAGCAUGUGAGCUCAGGCUGUUAGAGGUGGACUUGGGAACUAAGGUGAAUCCUCCAACAGAUCACAACACAACAGGUACUUCAGCAAACCUAGUUACUUCCUAGAGCUUUGCGGCUUGAAACUCUUCCAGGGUAGACUUAUUUUUUUCCUUUGUGCUGCAACAACAUUCAACCCUGAGCCAUACUCUGUCCUCACCAGCACCUAGUAUGUUUUAAUCUGUUGGGGGAUUAAACACCUUAUCUUUGCUUUCCAUCUCCCCCUAAGCUACCUCCUUGAGUACACAAAGAUUUGGUAGUAUAAUGAGAAUAGCUUCACAAAUGUAGAUUUCCCAGAGUCUAGAAAUAGAUGGUCUUGUGGCAUAGCAAUGCAACCCUGGGAAAUUCUGAGAGUCAACUGACUGGUGUGAACCUGUUAGUCUUAAGAAUAUACGCACAUACUGUUUCUGUCAUGAAAAAAAAUACACAUUUGAUGAAACAUGCAUAUUAAAGGUAACAAAAAGCAAUGAUUCAUUCAUUAAUAGCCAGAUAUAUACCUCCCUCCUGAAGUAAAGUACUUCCUGAGGUUACCUUUUUCAGAACAGUAGUUCUCUUAAGCGCCUAAAACUUUUAAAUCGAUUUUUAGAAAUUUUUUAGACUUUAUUACAAAUUUGUCUUCAUUCUUUAAUAGGAAUCAUACACUGAUAUUAUUUUGAGAUUUUGUUAGUGAUGGGCCAUUAGUUACUAAUAGUACUAAAAUCAUACACAUUACUAUUUUUUAUCCCAGAAAAUAUGUCAUCGUUGUCUUCUAAGGUCACUCAGGACCAAUCUGUAUUUGCAUACUAAAAAUGCACAGACCUUUUCAGGUAAAGCUUAGAGAAUGCUGUGAAAUACUCACAUAAUUAACUUGAUUGCAUGCAUUAAGCAGUUUACUAAUUAAAAUGUAUGUGUGUAAAUAUUUUUUUCAAUACUGAGGAAAACAAUUAAUGUUUGGUGUGGUACUUAUCGAGCCCAGGGCCUCAAACAUGCUAGCAAGCACUCUACCCCAUAGGCCACAAUUCUCUCCAUUAACAUCAUUUUCUGAUUGAUAGCAACAACAAAACAAAACCUCAUUUCACACUGGCUGCCGCUAAACACCUCUGUCAGCUAAUCUUAAGGUCAGGGCUUGGGAACUUCCCUCCUGGAAGUUCAACAGAUUUGUAUGAAAAUGGCUUAAGAAAGGAGAUGUUACAUAGUGUCUCUUCAGCCACACUGUGGGCUCUUCUACUUUGAGGACUGUGUCCUUCAUACUCUUUGCCUCCCUGCACAGUGCAUGAGCUAUCAGAAGUGCUUAAUGUGCUUGAAUGGAUGAUGAUUAGUGUUAUUUAUGGAUAGAAAAGCAUGCUUCUAUUUAAGUAAGUUGUAAAAAGGAUUGUUGAAUAUUUACUGUAAAUAUAUGUUAACAUUAAAAAAAAAAACUUGGAAGGUCUUUAUGUCCCUGGUGUAUUAUCAUCUUUAUGAUUUCUGUAGAGCAACUAUUAUAUUGGGAAAAAACGAAUUAUGUUGGUGACUCGAAGAGGUAUCUUUUUGUGUUGUCACUUUGUUCAACAGUAAAACUUUAUUCUCAGAGUUCCUAUUCUGCAUUGUUUACAUUUUAAGGUUUUUAUCUUAAUCAUCCACAAUUGUAGAGAAUGUUGUAUACUAUUUUUAGCAUCUCAGUUUGAAGAGACAUGCAAUUAAACUUGACUUUUUUUGUAAUUGCUUCUAGGUCAUUGUCUGUGCUAACAGCAAAUUGUAAACAUAUGCUUCAUAGCAAUGUUGCUUUUGUCAUCAUUGUAACCUUGGUAUUUAUUUAGCACCCAAAUACUAGUGGCACACAGAUAUUUUUUUCAAUGACUCUUUUGAGUGAGCUGUAAUUCAUUUGUAGGCUUUAACUUGAUAUCAAACUUGUUAUAAUUUGAUGUUUAGCAAUAAAAGAAUGAAUGUUAAAAAGCA